AUGCUAGAAACAGUUCUUUCAUCGGGAAUCCACAUUCUGCACUCGACGACGGUUAAUGAUGAGGGUAACCUUCUGAAACCACAUCUUCCUAGACUGUGCCAGCAAUCAGAAGCGCUAUAUCUCAUUUGUAUCACGCUACAAGCUUCAUUGACCGCGGAUCUGGAGCCGCGCUUUUUCGAGUACUUUGACGCCGCUUUGAAUAAAUUCCGCAACGAGCUUGCCGGAAGCGAAACGUACCUGGAAGAUGGCACCCUGACUGCUGGUUUACUCUUAUGCAGCAUCGGAGUAAUGCAUGGCAUUCCGUGGACAAUGCAUCUACGAGGGAUGCACGGCAUCCUUCGUUUGGACGGCGUUGACAAUGCGCGGGAUGCAAAGACACCGUUUCGUACGCAUCUUUUUGAGGUCAUGGGGAUCAUGGAUCUUCCUACUUUUGCUAUUGGCCGCCAGCACCCGCAUCUAGGUUUCUGGAGGCGGCAUUGUCGGAACCGGGACUCCCCUGGAGGAUCAUCUGGACGGGAUGAAGUUGAGGUCGUGAGCGGCUUGCCAAAAUCCUUGGUCGACAUCUUCUCCUGCAUUGGCGAGGGUGGUGCGACAGAGGAAGACUUUUGGGACUGGCCUGGUGCCCAAGGAAACUUUCUCCAAUGCCAGCUAUGGGAAGCAUAUCGAUUAGCGGGUAUGCUGGCCCUCCGCCAUGAACAAUUACACUUACCAUUGAGCUCCGGAGAGAGGAGAUUACAGCCCCCGAAUGGGAGAGAGCAACGGCACCGGAUACUUCCUUCAACUGCCGUCAUUGUUUCGCGAAUACUCAGCUGCGUUGACGCUAUUCACCGUGCAUCAGAAGAACCGGAAGGAAGGGACACGUUGAUCAUGAAUGCCGUUCUCUACCCGAUUUUCAUCACCGGUCUACAGACUGACGUCCUGAAUGAGGAUCCAGCAUUGAAGCAAUGUGUACGAAGCCAUUUACUUCUGAACUCGAAUGGGCCUGUUUGGAGGAAGCAGUGCCAGCUUGAGUUGGAACUGCUCGAAGAGUACUGGCGUUACAGCAGCGGAACAGUCAGCAUCCACCAACUUGCACAGGCACGAGAAAUAGAGCUGGGACUUUUCUGA
Molecule: messenger RNA, 1107 nt
Organism: Aspergillus thermomutatus
Lineage: Eukaryota; Fungi; Ascomycota; Eurotiomycetes; Eurotiales; Aspergillaceae
Exons: 2
Coding region: 1-1107 (368 amino acids)
Biological process (GO): positive regulation of transcription by RNA polymerase II
Cellular component (GO): nucleus
Molecular function (GO): DNA-binding transcription factor activity; transcription cis-regulatory region binding
Source: RefSeq, a predicted model, not a curated record